Molecule: messenger RNA, 902 nt
Organism: Cherax quadricarinatus
Lineage: Eukaryota; Metazoa; Arthropoda; Malacostraca; Decapoda; Parastacidae
Source: RefSeq, a predicted model, not a curated record
AAACAAGGGAAGUGUGAGGGUCCACCACUAGUGUGGUGAGUGACCUGGGACGACGUGCACCUGUCAUCCUCGCAGCAAUGGGUCGCAAGAAGCAGCAAGAAAGUGAGUUUUAUUUCUUCAUGGUGGAGAAAAAACCGGAGGUGGAGAAAAGGUUAGGGCGGCCCGUGUCAAUGGCUGACCUCCCUCAGCACCUCUAUGCCGAAUGGAAGGCAUUACCAGUUUCGAAGAAAGAAAAAUAUAAAGUCAUGAAGCAAUGUAGUCAAGAGAGUGCAGAAAAACUUGACUGUAGAGGUUUAUCAAUGUCAGAGCUUAAACGUCAGGAAGAAAGGAGAAAAAAGAAAAUUGAAGAUAUGAGACGAGAGAUCUUAAACACUGUUGAUUUUUAUGCCUCUGGAUUUAUACUUCAUGAGGCAACCUUCUAUAUUGUUAGUACCAGCUAUUAUGUGCGGACAGAGGAGGAUUUCUACUCACCAGCCGAGUUAGGUCUGAUUCAGUUUAGCUUCCGCAGAGGAAUCAUUAAGGAAUACACUGUUAUUCUUAAACCUGCGAUUCCAUUGAGUUACGGUUACCUGCUAAAAGUGCACUCUGAAACAACGCACAAUUUGUUGGAAGAAAACUGUGGUGUUGAGGACAAGGAAAAAGUCUUCCAGGGGUUGAAAGAAUUUAUUGUUAAGGAGAACAAUAAAUUGCCACCUCUCUACACCCUGGAAGAGGAGAUGGAGCAAACCGAAGCAAUCUUGGAUGACAUUUCAGAGAAAGGAUAUUACAGAAUCUACUCAUUGGAUCAACUCUUCAUGCACUUGUAUUCCAGGACAUUCCCAGAGCAUCCUAUUCCUCAGUCCAUUGCUAAAGACAUGCUUACACAUUGUGGACUAGAUUAUCAUCCUUCUAUUGCUUGUGAG